Hypoxylon fragiforme is the source of this 1098-nucleotide messenger RNA. RefSeq lists its product as uncharacterized. Bases 49 to 1098 code for a protein of 349 amino acids. The record is from RefSeq and is a predicted model, not a curated record. NCBI's taxonomy places the organism in Eukaryota, Fungi, Ascomycota, Sordariomycetes, Xylariales, Hypoxylaceae. The transcript has a single exon.
CGCCAUUGCAGAAAACUUUCUACUUAUCCAUUCACCACUUUAUUCACCAUGAGACCGCCUUCCGCUAUCCUAGCCUUUGCUACACUCUUCAAUUUAUCCUCCCACGUUAAUGAAGCUACUGCAUUUGUCCUCCAAGGUAGAACCACUACAGUGAAUAGUUCUCCCAAGCCUCACACAUCUACAAACACAAACACAAUAGCUGUACCUAGUAUUACCAGUUCAGGUGAAAACCCCACAAAGGAAAACACAGAAAACACCCAAGAUUCUUGCAGCUGUGCCAUGACCGGCGACAACGUCUCUGCUGCCAUGUUGGCAGCCAAUCGCGAACUCGACGACUUCGGCCUAGUGCGCUCGAGCCGAGGAACGAUACAGAAUCCCGGAGCAUUCGCAAACUUCGUGAUUACCAAAAACAAAGACUGGGAGCAAUAUAGCAUUGACCCGAAGGACGACACGAAGAGUCUCUACGGCAACAAGGCUGUUUACCAGUACCAGACGAUCACGGUUCAGCCAGGAUCCGGUGUCUUCAACACCAUCUGGGUCGAGACCGAGAACCGCGGCUUGCCCGACCACGUAAACCGCCGCACGCUCACGAAGAACGGAUGGACCGCCGCCGGGGGCGAUCUCGGCAAGCUGAUGAUACUGGGGGACUCGAACAUCAUCAACCCGGCCGUCCGAAACUCCAUCCACGACGCCCUCGCCGAGCACCCCCGGGGCAGAGACGCUGGGGAUGGCCCCCAGAAGCUCGUCUUCCGGGAAGGCGACAAAGGCUGGGAGGAGCUCCGUAACAACCCCUUCAUCGGCGGAUACGAGAAAAUGCUCCUCGAGGAUGCCGCCGCAUUCAAGAACGCCAGGAUCGCUGCCAUCACCGUGAUCAUUGACAUCAUCGAGCAGUAUCACCUGCAAGUCUCGCUGACGCGCCAGAAGCACGAGGCCCCGUCCUCGUCCGACGACGAAGACGCCCCAGACGCAAAGAGACCGAACACCUCUGGCGGCACAAAAGCGACCAAGCGAAAGACUGCCCCUAAACGAAACAGGCGCAGUACUGCCCCUAAACGAACCAAGUCCAAACGAAGUCCGAUUCCGGGACGUGAUUCUUGA